AGACCAGCUCUGUGAAGACCUGGUGUUACCCUUCACUGACAAGGAACGCGCAUUUAGGAAGGCUUCCCAAGCUGCAGGGGUUUGCUCCCACUUCUGUUCUACAUGCAGCUACUAGGCAAACCUGUGAGAUGCCUGGAUUCAAGUACCAGAUGAGUCAGCUGUAUGCAGUGAAGAACAGGAGGACAACCUCACAAAAGAAGGAGAACAUCUGAGCCAUCUGAAAUUGAAGAAAGAUUGGAAUCUUUAAUAUGCAGAGUGGGAGAGAAGAGUACUUCUUCUUUGGAGAGCAACUUGGAAGGCCUAGCUGGUGUCUUGGAGGCUGAUCUACCAAACUACAGAAGCAAGAUAUUAAGAAUUCUUUGUACAGUGUAUGUAUGCAAAAGAUUUGUGGAUCCAGUGCACGCCUGUUACCAGAAAAGCUCACAGUUUACACAACACUCGUUGGGUUGCUGAAUGCCAGGAACUACAAUUUUGGAGGGGAAUUUGUAGAAGCCAUGAUUCGUCAGGUCAAAGAAUGUUUGAAAGCCAAUCUGUACAAUGAAGCUGUGUAUUUAGUUCGUUUUCUAUCUGAUCUUGUGAAUUGUCAUGUAAUAGCUGCUCCUUCAAUGGUAGCCAUGUUUGAGAACUUUGUGAGUGUGACUCAAGAGGAAGAUGUGCCCCAGGUGCGAUGUGACUGGUAUGUGUUUGCAUUUCUGUCAUCUCUGCCCUGGGUUGGGAAGGAACUGUAUGAGAAAAAGGAUGCUGAGAUGGACCGCAUUUUGUCCCAGACUGAAAGCUAUUUGAAACGGCGUCAGAAGAUCCAUGUACCCAUG
Pelodiscus sinensis (Chinese soft-shelled turtle) is the source of this 812-nucleotide messenger RNA. The record is from RefSeq and is a predicted model, not a curated record. Lineage: Eukaryota; Metazoa; Chordata; Testudines; Trionychidae.